Messenger RNA from Rubroshorea leprosula, 844 nucleotides. The record is from the annotation of a GenBank genome assembly. Lineage: Eukaryota; Viridiplantae; Streptophyta; Magnoliopsida; Malvales; Dipterocarpaceae.
AUCCACAAAAAAACGGCGAGUUAGUCAUCAACUCAGCGCGGAUUCCGGUGAACCACCGAACUUCUCACCGGAGCAGCUGCAGUGGAAUCAUGGAAUCGGCCCGGAGUCUGACCGUGACUCGGCGCCGACAGACGCUGGUCGAGCAGCAGGCUUUCAAUAUCUAAAACUUAAAAGGCCGCCUUCCACGAAAUCCCUCUCAUCUCUAAAUCGCUCAUGCACUCGCCAUAAACCCUAGAUUCUUCUCCUUCUCUUCUUUUUUUUUUUGUCGAUUUGAGUUUAGGAUUCAAUUGUUCUAUGUGUAUAUAAGUUGGAACUUCAUGUCGAGUACUUGACCAGAGGUUCAAAGCUACGUCGAUUUCUAGCUUUGGUGAUGCUCUAAUUAUUAGAUUUUUACCGAUUCUCACUUGAAUUCGUGUUGAAAUGAUGUUUUAUCCAGUUGGAAUUGGCUUUGCGUGAGGAAUUUAGAAAAUGAGAGUGUUCGUGGAUGAUGAAUUGGAAGAUAAUGCUAGCUCUUGAAUUUCUAAAUCACGAACAUGAUGCUUCCAGUAGGCGAUAGAAAAUGGAACCUCUUUAAGCAGCUUGGCCAAGAUCUGCAGGGUUGUCUCAGAGAUAAACCGGGCAAGUCUAGAGACUAUUACCGUAGAUGUUACUGUCUAAGAUGCCAUUUUAGGUCCAGACCCCAAUCUUCUGGAACCUAUCCAUGAUCCAUCCCCCACUACCAAGUUUUUUUUUAUUUUUUUUUUAUUUUUAACAAGUAUAAUUUGGAGUAGGUAAAUGGGGAAUUUUAGCAUUAUAGUAUCAUAGCUUGAAUAUUGGUCAUUAGUAAUACAUUAGUUAUACUUAA